Messenger RNA from Maylandia zebra (zebra mbuna), 2339 nucleotides. It is a transcript of the gene smad7, whose product is annotated as SMAD family member 7. Gene Ontology annotation, biological process: regulation of transcription by RNA polymerase II; cell differentiation; anatomical structure morphogenesis. NCBI's taxonomy places the organism in Eukaryota, Metazoa, Chordata, Actinopteri, Cichliformes, Cichlidae. Gene Ontology annotation, molecular function: I-SMAD binding; transcription regulator inhibitor activity. Gene Ontology annotation, cellular component: heteromeric SMAD protein complex. The record is from RefSeq and is a predicted model, not a curated record.
UAGACACACACGUGACCGGGCGCGUCAAUGCGCACUGGAGACUGGAGACGGAGCAAGGGCACCCAAACCAUCCGCCUCAUUUACAGACAGCCUCAUACUCCCCCUCGAGAUCGCAGUCGGCGGCUCGCUCUCUCUUCCACGGAAACUUCGCGUGAGAUACGAGCUUGGGAUUAUUUUAACGCUCAGAAAAAAAGAAAAAGGUUCGCCUGUGUGUUGAAACAGGUCGAAACGCUCGGCUGCUGGACGAGUGUUCUCUCUCUCUCCGGGCUUUAGAAACGCAACUCAACUUGGGUGAGAGAUUCAGACCUGGAUUUUUGCUCCCUGGCUCAUCUCAACCCGGGCAGACCACAUCCUCUGCAGACGAUUGGCAUAUUUGGACGAUAGCGGAUAAACAAACAAAUAAAUAAAUAAAGCCUCCGCAUGCCCGGUGGAGAACCGCACUCUGUGCAGUUUGGAUCACGGAUUUUUGUGGAUUAAUGCUCUUGAAGACACACGGCAGCGAGCUUCGGUUUUCAUGGGAUAAUUGCCAUAACAUUUUAGGCUUAAUUAGGCCCCACGUUCUGUAAUUUCCAUUAAAGCUACUGCGAACUGGCAGAAAGCUUUUUUCGUUCUUUUUUUCUAAGGCAGUGUUUAUUUGCUGAAAAAGCUGCCUGGAGAAUUUUUAAGGGGUCAGCUCACUGCUCUGAGUUGCACAUCACCAAGUGAAAAUUGUAACACAUUUAGGCUCUGCGCAGCAGGGUUGCUCCCCCAUUCGCUUUAACGAUCACAUUCUGCUAGGUUUUCGUCAUCAGACACAAGUCUUAAAUUCCCGAAGGUGAUGGUGACUUAUCCCCGGAGGAAAAGUUAACUGUCCCGUGAACCCUGUCUGCUUUUUUUGGUGAUCUGGUUUGCAGAAGACGGCGAAAGAGACUGGCGUAUGCUACAGAUUUCCUCUGCUUGUCCAGACCACAGUUUUUCCACCGUCUUUUCUCAGGCUGCUUAUCACCGCCUGGACUCGGAUCCCGGAAUCUUCAUGAUUUGCGGACACAAUGCUCGUUUUUUAGCCGGGAAACCCUCUUUUCGUCCCGCAUGUUUAGGACCAAACGAUCGGGGCUCGUCCGGCGACUCUGGAGGAGCCGUGCGCCCGUGGAGGGCGACGGGGAAACGGAUAGAGGGACGCAUGGCUCCGGGGGCUGCUGCAUGGGCAAAACGACAAAGGUGGCCAAGUCCAACGCAGGGUCGGAGGCUGAAUUGAAGGCGUUGACCCACUCGAUACUGAAAAAGAUCAAAGAGAAACAAUUGGAGGUGCUUUUGCAGGCAGUGGAGUCCAAAGGGGGUGCCCGCAGCCCCUGCUUGCUCCUGUCCAGCAAAGUGGACGCCAAAGUGGGUCAACAGUCUUACUCUCUCCCCAUGCUGCUCUACAAAGUGUUCAGGUGGCCGGACCUCAGGCAUUCCUCGGAGUUGAAGAGGCUGUCUUGCUGUGAAUCCUACGGGAAAAUCAACCCAGAGCUUGUUUGCUGCAAUCCCCACCACAUGAGCAGGCUCUGUGAACUCGAGUCUCCUCCUCCACCAUAUUCCCGCUAUCCCAUGGACUAUCUUAAACCACCAGAUUCUCCAGACUCUGGACCUUCAUCCAGUGAAACUGGAGGAACGACUUACUCGGCCCCUGUGGGGCUUUCAGAUUCUCUGGCAUUGCAGGAGUCUGGCGAGCGGGCCCACUGGUGCGUGGUGGCAUACUGGGAGGAGAAGACUCGUGUCGGGCGCCUCUACUCGGUCCAGGAACCCUCUCUGGACAUCUUCUAUGAUCUACCUCAGGGGAACGGCUUCUGCCUGGGCCAGCUCUGCUCCGAAAACAAGUCCCCGCUGGUGCAGAUGGUGCGGGCCAAGAUCGGCUAUGGUAUCCAGCUGACGCGCGAGCCGGACGGGGUGUGGGUCUACAACCGCAGCUGCUAUCCCAUCUUCAUUAAGUCGGCCACACUGGAUAACCCGGACUCGCGCACGCUACUGGUGCACAAGGUGUUCCCUGGAUUUUCCAUUAAAGCUUUUGACUAUGACAAGGCCGGCAGCUUGCAGAGGCCCAACGAUCACGAGUUCACGCAGCAGCCUCGCACAGGCUUCACAGUGCAGAUAAGCUUUGUGAAAGGCUGGGGACAGUGCUACACCAGACAGUUCAUCAGUAGUUGCCCAUGCUGGCUGGAAGUCAUCUUUAACACCCGAUAGCAGCAGCAGCAGCAGCCUUCCCCCUCUUCUUCAACAGCCCUCACAAACGGACUACACCCACGUUCCUUGUUUUUUGUUUUUUUUUCCCUUCUCUCCACGGGAAAAAAAAAAGGAUUUAAAAGAAGAAGAAAGUCUAAAAU